AUGGCGCUGACGAUGACGCCCGUCGCGAGCGCGGGGCUGAAUAAGAGCGGGAACAACGACGCGUACGCGGAGAUGAUGCGGCAGAUGGAGGAGGACAGGAAGCGAGACGCCGAGAGCGCGCCGGCGCUGAGCGCGGAAUCGUUGUUCAAGCAAGGCGGCGGUGCGUGCGGCGAGGGAUACGAGCUGAAGGUCGUGAAGGUGCUCGGGGCGUCGUGCGUGUGCGCGAGCGAUUCGUGCGCGGAAGACGAUUCGAGAAAGGAACGAAGCGAGUACGAGCGGUCGUUCGGCAAGGACAAGAGCGCGGAGGCCGACGCGCCGGUGGGCGAUUCUGGAAUCAAGUUUACGUUUGCGACCGACUGA
Ostreococcus lucimarinus CCE9901 is the source of this 360-nucleotide messenger RNA. RefSeq lists its product with no specific name. The transcript has a single exon. The coding region runs from base 1 to 360 and encodes 119 amino acids. NCBI's taxonomy places the organism in Eukaryota, Viridiplantae, Chlorophyta, Mamiellophyceae, Mamiellales, Bathycoccaceae. The record is from RefSeq and is a predicted model, not a curated record.